This is a messenger RNA of Plasmodium knowlesi strain H, 1746 nucleotides long. RefSeq names its product protein ARV1, putative. The transcript has a single exon. Gene Ontology annotation, cellular component: cortical endoplasmic reticulum; Golgi apparatus. NCBI's taxonomy places the organism in Eukaryota, Apicomplexa, Aconoidasida, Haemosporida, Plasmodiidae. Gene Ontology annotation, biological process: intracellular sterol transport; regulation of plasma membrane sterol distribution; sterol metabolic process. The record is from RefSeq and is a predicted model, not a curated record. Bases 1 to 1746 code for a protein of 581 amino acids.
AUGAUUUGCAUAAAAUGCGGGAGGUGCAACUCUAGUCUGUACACUGUGUACAACAAGACGAACAUAAAGUUGAACGAAUGCAAUCGGUGCAGAAACAUAUGUGAUGAAUACAUGGAGAAAAACACAUUUCUAAUUUUUAUUAAUAUUUUAUUCCUCAAGCCUGAAGUUUAUAGACAUAUCAUAUUUAAUCGACUCAAAUAUCACGACAAAUUUAUUCACAUCUUUUUUCUUAAGAUGAUUAUUUUAUUUUUAAUAAUAAAUGCUUAUUUACAUCCCAACUUUGAAAAUGACCAUAAGGAAGGAGAGAGUUUUUCAAACUUUUUUUUGAAGAACACUACCUUCGGGGAAAACACACAAAGGAAUUAUCCGAAUCAGGAUAACUGCUCCUCCUACACUCUGUUUAUGUACAAAUAUGAUGAUAAGCACAAGCUCUAUGGGUUAUAUAACAUUUUCAACCAGUCCAAUGUUCCGAAUUUAGUUAAUAUACACAAGAACAAGUUUUUAACUUGCAUUUUUCACAACCGAUUUAGGGAUUACAAUAUGUGUAUCCUUAACCGGAAGUACGAACAUAUGGAGGAUUACGACAAGCGGUUGAUUGAUUUGUUUCUGCACAACAAGGAGAGCUAUGGGAGGAAGGAAGCGCAGGCGAGUAGUUGGAAGGGAAAGCUUACUGAGGGGGUUAGACCCCCGGCUGGGAAGUCGACUUCGGAGAGCCCCAAUUGGACAGAGCUCUACCCAUUUAUAGACGGAAAAAAAUGGCUACUCAAGCUAAUACAGGGAAGCGUAAAGUAUGAAUCGAUAUUCAAACUGAGAAAGAAUCAUCGACUGUUGAGGAACGACAUUGUUACGUUGAACAAUUCGGAAGAAAACAGUAGUCUGUUUCAAAUCAUAAACCUCCUCGUAUAUUACCAUGUUGAUGAUUACAAACUAGUGCUGGAGACGAGAGAGAAGGAAGCGUACAACAUUGAUUACCUUGUUAAUUUUUUGCAUAGAAUAUUUUUUUACCAAAAUGGACAUGAAACAAAGAAUUACUUCAAAAGUGAGAUGAAGUCAUUUGUAAGGAAAGCCUCCACAAAGAGUAUUUGUCCCGACCCGAGGAAAGAGAUCUUUCCCCCUAACAAGUGCUACGAUUGUGAGCUCCAUGACGAUCCCUAUAAUAAUUUAGACAAAUCAGGCGAUGAACUUAACAGGCUGUGCAGAAAUAUUUUCAAAAAUAUCGAUUUUACGUUUCAUAAAAAUGUGGAGGAAAUAAGAAAAAAGGAAAAUCAGAAGAAACAUAAAUUUAAAAUUAAACAAAUCAGUAUGUACUCCAAGCUUUUAUUUUCCGACUUGGAUAAUGAAAAAUAUAUUUUGAAAAUAUGUAAUUCUUCUUUUUCGUUUAAAAAAUUAAAAUCCAUUAUCAUAAAUUAUAUGCUCUACUUUUUUUUUUUGUGCAUUUUUACAUAUAUUCUAAAGUUAUAUCAGGAGAAAAAAUACAGAGUUAAGAUAACCAUGGUGAAGUACAAUUACCUGUUUAUGCUCUUUGUACUGAGCAACUACCCCAUCGUAAUUUAUUUCAUCCUCAAGGUGUUCAAUUAUAACUACAUCAAUAUAUAUCUAAAUGUAUACACCAUUAUAUGCAACACAAUCGCUUAUCAUAUAUUUAUUUCCAAUGACGAGAAUUAUAUUUGCUACUCCAUAUUUUCUGUGCUAGCCAGUUAUCUGUUGAAGAAUUUUCUCAUGAUUAAAAUAGGGAAUUACCUAUAG